Messenger RNA from Cokeromyces recurvatus, 860 nucleotides. RefSeq names its product HAD-like protein. Lineage: Eukaryota; Fungi; Mucoromycota; Mucoromycetes; Mucorales; Mucoraceae. The record is from RefSeq and is a predicted model, not a curated record. The transcript is spliced from 8 exons. The coding region runs from base 33 to 800 and encodes 255 amino acids.
UUCUUUUUCAUUAUUUUUUUUUUUUUAAAAAAAUGGAUAAAGCUACUAUUAAGGCCAUCAUAUUUGAUAUUGGAGGAGUAUGUGUUGGUUCACCUAUGGCUGGAAUUCAUCGAUUUGAAGCAAAAUAUGGAUUACCUAGGAACUAUAUCAAUGUAGCCAUUGUUAAUCAAGGUGAUUAUGGAGCAUUUCAAAAACUAGAAAGAGGCGAGAUUAAGCUUCAAGAUUUUUAUAAAGAUUUUGGUAGCCAAUUAUCUCAUCCGAUAAAUAAGGAACAUUAUAAAAAUUAUCUUGAAAGAUUGGGAAAAGCUACUUCAUUGGAUAUUGUUCUAGAAAAUGUUAAAAUUGAUGGUAAAGAGCUAUUUACAACGAUGAUGGCGGAGACUGCUAAAUUAGACCCUCAUAUUUAUUUGGCCAUUCAAAAACUUAAAGCCAGUGGUAAAUUUAAACUUGUAGCAUUGACAAAUAAUUUUGACUUACCCGAAGAUGAUCUACAGGAAGCUGAGGCUAUGGGUGCUUCAGCUACGAUAAAACUUCGCGAUUUGUUUGAUUAUUUCCUUGAGUCUCGAUUAAUUGGUUUAAGAAAACCUGACCCAAAGAUUUAUCUAUAUGCUUGUAAAGUAGUUGGUAUUCAACCUAAUGAAGCUAUUUUUCUAGAUGAUAUUGGUAUGAAUCUACGCUCAGCUAGCAAACUUGGAAUGAAAACUAUUCAAGUGAAAAUGGGCCAGUCGGAAUAUGCAAUUAAGCAAUUAGAAAUAUUAACAGACUUAGACUUGCAUAGCAAAGAGGAUUCCAAGCUUUAAUAAUACAUUAUAUGUAUACAUAUUACAUUGAGAAUAAAUUUGAAUCAUAGAUUACAUAAA